AUGCGUGAGCUUCUUCUUCCUUUGCUUCUGUCGACUCUUUUCCUCUUCCCCUUCUCUGUCGUUGCCAGCUCAGGAAGUGAAUGUAAUUCUUUUAUGUUGACAUUUGAUGGUAAUGAUGUAAUGGAACAAAGACUAGCUGAGGAGUGGAGAAAUUCCAACUUGGAUUGGAAGCUUGUUUAUGCUUCAACUCUUGAGUUUGGCAAUAAUAGUUUUGGAGGUCUCAUUCCUCCAAGCAUAUGCAAUUUGUUUAAGUUGGAGACCUUGGAUUUGAAGUCUAAUUCUAUCAACGGAUCUAUUCCAUUGGAUAUUGGAAGACUUCAACACCUGAAAGUUUUAUGCAUUUCCAGAAACAUGCUUUUAGGAAGCAUACCUCCAACUAUCUCUAACUUAUCAUCACUUGAACACCUUUCUUUGUCUCUCAACUUCUUAGAAGGACAAAUUCCCAAAGAAAUUAAUAAGCUUACAAAUCUGAAAAAUAUGUACAUGGGUAUGAAUAAGUUGUCAGGGCAAAUACCAAGCAUCGGAAAUUUGUUCAUGCUUGAAAAUUUAUAUCUUGCAAGAAAUAGCCUCCAAGGAAAUAUUCAGAAUGAAAUAAGCAAUCUUACAAAUUUGAGUUGCAUUUACGUAAGUGCUAAUCAGUUGUCUGGUCAUAUACCAAGAGGCAUUGGCAAGUUUACUCGGCUUCAAGAGUUAUUUCUGGACAACAAUAACUUAGAAGGAUCAAUACCUAUGAAAAUUGGUAAUCUUCAACAGCUUGAGAUUUUACAAUUGUCUCAAAAGAAAUUGAGAGGGUUUCUUCCAUCAGAAAUUCUCAACAUGUCAACUUUGGAGGUCUUGUCUCUCUCAAACAAUUCUCUAUCAGGAAGUCUUCCAUCAAAUUUUGGAUUUGGUCUUUCUAAUCUACAAAUGCUUUAUUUAUGGGGCAAUAAACUUUCUCAAAAAAUCCCAAAUACUAUAUCCAAUGCUUCUAAGCUAACCACUCUAGAAUUGGAAGACAAUAAUUUUAAAGGGGUUUUACCAAACACACUUGGGCAUUUAAGAUACUUAGAAACCCUUUCAGUAAGUGAUAAUAAUUUUACCAGUAUAGAUACUUCCAAUUCUGAAAUUGGCUUUUUCAACUCAUUGUCAAAUUGUAGACAUUUGAACAGUUUGAUUCUCUCAAUGAAUCCAUUGCAUAUGAAACUUCCCAAGUCCAUUGAAAACUUGUCUAAUUCUCUACAGGUGCUACUUGUAGACUCAUGUAGGAUUAAUGGUAACAUACCAUCAGAAAUUGGGAAUUUGUCUAACUUAUUCCAACUAUCAUUGGCUGAAAAUUUUCAAAUGGAUCAAUAUCAAAAGCAAUUAGCAACAUACAAGCUCCUCAAGAUUUGA
Molecule: messenger RNA, 1371 nt
Organism: Prosopis cineraria
Lineage: Eukaryota; Viridiplantae; Streptophyta; Magnoliopsida; Fabales; Fabaceae
Product: probable LRR receptor-like serine/threonine-protein kinase At3g47570
Exons: 6
Coding region: 1-1371 (456 amino acids)
Molecular function (GO): protein binding
Source: RefSeq, a predicted model, not a curated record